This is a messenger RNA of Mercurialis annua (annual mercury), 1421 nucleotides long. RefSeq names its product probable serine/threonine-protein kinase PBL10. The record is from RefSeq and is a predicted model, not a curated record. NCBI's taxonomy places the organism in Eukaryota, Viridiplantae, Streptophyta, Magnoliopsida, Malpighiales, Euphorbiaceae. Gene Ontology annotation, biological process: protein phosphorylation. The transcript has 6 exons. Bases 66 to 1214 code for a protein of 382 amino acids. Gene Ontology annotation, molecular function: protein kinase activity; ATP binding.
UUCUGGGUUUUAUUUUUUCCCUGAUCAUUGGUGAAAACCCGGGUCUGCAUCUAGCUUUGGUGAUUAUGGGGUCGUGCGUUAGUACAAAACAUCUGAGUCAUUCACACCAUGAUAGGAAUGACAUCGGCAAGGUCUCAUCUGCAACAGAGCCUUUAGAUGGUGGGAUCCUACAAUCACCCAAACUGGACAUAUUUUGCUUGGAUGAACUAAAAAAAGCCACGAGUAACUUCAGUCAAAAUGUAGUGAUCGGUGAAUGUGGUUUCGGUUCUAUCUACAAAGGGUUGAUAGAACAGCAUUCAUUAAAGGCUGCUUCCCCUGAGACCGGUACACCUAUUUCUGUCUCGAUGCUUAACCGAAAAGGCAGCCAAGGUCAACAAGAAUGGUUGACAGAAAUCAAAUACCUAGGGCAACUUCAUCAUCCUAAUAUGGUGAAAUUGAUCGGUUACUGCUUAGAGAAUGACUAUCGGCUUCUGGUUUAUGAGUUUAUACCCAAUGGAAGCUUGGAGAAUCAUAUAUUUAUCGGAGAAGGGGAGUCUCAUAUUCAAGCACUAUCUUGGGAUCGCCGAAUGAAAGUUGCUCUUGGUGCUGCUGAGGCUCUAGCAUUUCUUCAUAAUAAGGUUCAUGUAAUACAUCGAGACAUCAAGACUUCUAGUAUCCUGCUUGACGAAAAUUAUAACGCCAAACUCUCCGGUUUUGGGUUGGCCAGAGAUGGUCCAGCAGGCAGUAAAAGCCAUAUUUCCACAAGGGCUGUGGGCACUGAUUAUACUGCACCUGAAUAUAUUAGAACAGGUCAUCUUAAUAAAAAGUGUGAUGUAUACAGUUUUGGGAUUGUUCUCCUCGAAAUGAUCUCUGGCAGGCGAGCUAUGCAGAGAUACCGGCUACCCGAACAUUUAGCUACUUGGGCAAGGGAUAUCCGUGGACGCAAGGACAUGUUUUCCCAAAUUGUAAAUCCUGCCAUUUUAGGCCAGCAUGCCACAAAGAAUGUGAUAAAAGUUACUAAACUUACAUUAAAAUGUGUUUCAGAGGAACCAGAGCUCAGGCCAGAUAUCGAAGAAGUCGUCAGAGUCUUGAAAGAAGUUCAGGACUUCCAUGGUAGAGAGAGAAGCAGAGGCUCUAAACAUUACAAUUUAAGCAAUAAUUCCACAGAUAACAAGGAAGUUUUUGAAUUCGAGUUUCGUCCACAUGGGCCAUCUUCUUCUCCUGUUUCUAUAUAAUAUCUGCAGAAAAAUGUGAUGCAUGCUUUAGUAUAUAAAGGGAUACAAGAAUCCAUUUGGAUCGGUGUACACUCGAAAUGAAUGUGAAUUUGAAUUCGUGUUUCAAGUGAACAUUAUGAACACGAAUGUUGAUCAUCUAUCAAAAAAACUAACAGGUAAAUCAGAUAUUCCAUUUCCUUGAGCUAUAUUGCACGGAAAUUUUCCAAA